Salvelinus fontinalis (brook trout) is the source of this 9438-nucleotide messenger RNA. RefSeq names its product probable phosphatase phospho1. The record is from RefSeq and is a predicted model, not a curated record. Gene Ontology annotation, molecular function: phosphatase activity. The transcript is spliced from 3 exons. NCBI's taxonomy places the organism in Eukaryota, Metazoa, Chordata, Actinopteri, Salmoniformes, Salmonidae. The coding region runs from base 5261 to 6100 and encodes 279 amino acids.
GUACAAUCAGUCCUGGACUAAACAAAUCCGUCACCAAGGCGGAAAGCUGUGGUUGAAGUUGUGCACCAUGUUGAGAACCAAAAGUGGAUUUGCCGCCAAGCCUCUUUUUUUUUUUUUACCUUUGAGAACAAGUUCUCAUUUGGCGACCUGACCAAGAUAAAGCAAAGCAGUGUGACAAAAACAACAACAAAGUUACACAUAAACAAAUGUACAGUCAAUAACACAAUAGAAAAAUCUAUGUACAGUGUGUGCAAAUGUAGAAGAUUAGGGAGGUAAGACAAUAAAUAGGCCAUAGAGGUGAAAUAAUUACAAUUUAGCAUUAACACUGGAAUGAUAGAUGUGCAAGUAGAGAUACUGGGGUGCAAAAGAGAGGGUAAAUAAUAAUAUGGGGAUGAGGUAGUUGGGUGUGCUAUUUACAUAUUGGCUGUGUACAGGUACAGUGAUCGGUAAGCUGCUCUGACAGUUGAUGCUUAAAGUUAGAGGGGGAGAUAUAAGACUCUAGCUUCAGUGAUUUUUGCAAUUUGUUCAAGUCAUUGGCAGCAGAGAACUGUAAGGAAAGGCGGCCAAAGGAAGUGUUGGCUUUGGGGAUGACCAGUGAAAUGUACCUGCUAGAGCGCGUGCUAUGGGUGGGUGUUGCUAUGGUGACCAGUGAGCUGAGAUAAGGCGGGGCUUUACCUAGCAAAGACUUAUAGAUGACCUGGAGCCAGUGGGUUUGGCAACGAAUAUGUAGUGAGGGCCAGCCAACAAGAGCAUACAGGUCGCAGUGUUGGGUGGUAUAUGGGGCUUUGGUGACAAAACGGAUGGCACUGUGAUAGACUACAUCCAGGUUGCUGAGUAGAGUGUUGGAGGCUAUUCUGUAAAUAACAUCGCCAAAGUCGAGGUUCGGUAGGAUAGUAAGUUUUACGAGGGUAUGUUUGGCAGCAUGAGUGAAGGAGGCUUUGUUGCGAAAUAGGAAGCCGAUUCUAGAUUUAAUUUAGGAUUGGAUAUGCUUAAUGGGAGUGGAAGGAGAGUUUACAGUCUAACCAGACACUUAGGUAUUUGUAGUUGUCCACAUAUUCUAGGUCCGAACCGUCCAGAGUAGUGAUGCUAGUCGGGCGGGAGGGUGCGGGCAGCAAUCGGUUGAAGAGCAUGCACUUAGUUUUACCAACUGCAUUUAAAAGCAGUUGGAGGCCACGGAAAAAGUGUUGUAUGGCGUUGAAGCUCGUUUGGAGGUUUGUUAACACAGUGUCCAAAGAAGGGCCAGAUGUAUACAGAAUGGUGUUGUCUGUGUGAAGGUGGAUCAGAUCAUCACCAGCAGCAAGAGCAACAUCAUUGAUAUAUACAGAGAAAAGUCGGCCCGAGAAUUGAACCCUGUGGCACCCCCAUAGACUGCCAGAGGUCCGGACAACAGGCCCUCUGAUUUGACGCACUGAACUCUAUCUGAGAAGUAGUUGGUGAGGCAGUCAUUUGAGAAGCCCAGGCUAUUGAGUCUGCUGAUAAGAAUGCGGUGAUUGACAGAGACGAAAGCCUUGGCCAGGUCGAUGAAGACGGCUGCACAGUACUGUCUUUUAUCGAUGGCGGUUAUGAUAUCAGAUUUCUUAGUGGAGAACGUACGGUGGGAUUCGAAAUGGUCGUUGAUCUGUUUAUCUUGGCUUUCGAAGACCUUAGAAAGCCAGGGCAGGAUGGAUAUAGGUCUAACAGUUUGGGUCCACUUGCAAAAGCUGAGUUAAUCCAAGGUGGCUAUAUUAUUCAUUACUACAUUGAUUUAAUCAACAGGGUUUGUGUUCUAAUUGCUUAGUCAUGUUCUUUGAUACAGGCUCCAGACGUCUACAGCUCUGCUUCUGGUCGUUCCUGUUACACAGGGUGAUGCAGCUCGCUCAACUCUCACUCCUUUUGCAAGCUGGCUCAUUCUGUAUAUUUUGUACCCUUUUUCUAUUUUCUUCUGAUUGUUCCAUCUCUGUGGUUGCAGUCGGUUUUGUGUUUGUCUGGUGACAUUUCAGGGUCAUUUGACAAGCUGAUCUCUGCGAGUGUUUGUCUGCAGUGUUGUGAGUGGAUGUGAUUGUAUCAACAGAAGGAAGCUGAUACUGAUCAAAUGGCUGAAAUCACUGCAUUACCAAACAGAGGCUUUCGUUUAUCUCUCACGAAUUUAAAUUGUGUGGCAAUUCCUUGUCUGUGGCAACAGUGGGUAGUUACGACCUGGGUCUGUGGUAAGUGUGUAGUAAUGGCCUUGUGUUCCAAUCCAAAUACUGUAGGUCAAGUCUUCUACACCCCUGACCUUUUAGAUGACCUGACUCACUCCAUUGUUACCUGGCGUCACAGCAUUAGAAGCCGUAAUGGCACAAUGUCAGAGGCGAUUUUCCUCAAGGAACCAUUCUAGGGAUGAAUAAAGGAAAUGCUUGCACAAACACAGCUUGGCGGUUUCCAAAAAAUUUGCUUUAAUUUGAAGCGCCACAAAACCACCGCUAAUAAGCCUUGUUGUAAGCACUGCAAGUACACUUAUAGCAGUCUUUGUGCAUAACUAGACCAUAUUAUGCACCCAUUUUCUUUUAUUAAUAGAACUGGGUUUGCCUGGCAGGAAGGAAGUGGGAGUGACGGUUGACAUUGUCAUGGAGGACGCCACAUAAAUCAUAUGAAAGCACUUGAUCUUGGAUACAAUCAAGCUAUUUUAAGUAGCUUUCAAUGGGAACAGUAACAGUCUCCUAACAGCAGUGUGUUUGGCUGCAAGGUUUGUGUGUAUGUAUAUGAAAUGUCUAUCAGCCUUCAGGAAAGGAGAAGUGAAGAUCAUAAAGUCCACGCCACAUCAACCAGGUUAAAGGACACCCCACCCAUUAGUCCCUAGAGUACGUGUCUAGCUGUCUGUUUCGUGUUUAGUUUUUUUGUCUUCAUGAAUGUCUGUGUUCAAGUGCUUGCAGAUGUUUACUUGUAAUCCUGUAGAGACCAUGUAGCCAGAGCAGACUAUUAGAGCAAAACCUAACAAAGUUUCUUUUCAAAAACUUGAUGAGAGGUAGUGUAUUACUGAUACUGAAAUAUCGCAUCUCAGUUCCUUGUUGACAUCACAGGGUUAGAUGAGAGGAUGUGAGUCCGUGUUUGUGUUCUGUGCAGAUGAGAGCAAGGGAGAAAGAGACAGCACCCAGCUAGCACAUUUGGGUCCUUGGAGGUUGUGGGAAUGUGCAUUUUUGGUUUCCCAAUUGGUUUUGGGAACAAAGCCAUAAGUAUCCUAUACGUUUUUUUUUUUUUUUUUUUUAAUGUUCUGAGAACGGAAGUUAACAUUUUAGCCUAUUCUGGGAACAUUGCAGGGAGGUUUCUGGGAGUGUUUUACUCUGGUUCCUUCAAAGUUCUUUCUUUACACCUUGACCAAACCGUCUUCGUUGCAUUGGGGGCCAUCGUGCGCAUGUUGAUUUUAACUAUCCCCACCAGAUGCGUUCAUGAUAUGCAGGUUAAAAUACCAAUUAAUUUGACAGCUCAAAACACAGAUGAAACUGUUGCUAGCUAAUUUGUCCUGGGAGAUUAAAUGCUUAUGGUCCUUUUUUCUGCCCAUUUUGAGUCCUACAAAAAAAAUGGGUUUUCUACUCUGACAAUUAAUCCACCCAUAAGAUGGGAAACCUAGUUAGAUUUGAGUAAGAUUUCUCUCGUUGAAGCUUUCUUUUUCUUCUUUGGAUUUUAAAUUGGCAACCAACUUUAAUGUGUGUUACUUCCAACUGGACUGGAAUGUGGACCUCGUUCGUCUUUCACCCACGUUAAUUAGUAUUCUCUUAAAAACCCAUGAGUAGAUGGGAGUGGUGGCGCGUUUAGCGUCUAAAAUAGAGCCAAGUUCUAUUUUAGCGCUGGCUACGCAGACGCACGUGAGCAGUUGGGAUGAAAUGAUUGAAUAACAUGUAUAUGUACAUUUAUUUUGCACGCAUCGCGGCUGGUUUAGUCACCAGCUUAAAAGUUUCAAUAAGACUUUUAACACUACUAGCUUGUUUUGGGUAAACUUAUUUUUUUUACUCCAAGCAGAUAGGACACAUGGAAAUUAAUGUCCUUAGGCUUUAAUCAUGCAAACACUUUUUUUUUUUAUGACACAGCAUCUGUGAAAUUCGAAGUUAUGAUCUAAUGUUCUCUAUCCGUGGAAUUAGUCCACUGCGCCACCAGGUUGGAGCUAGCGUGCCAUAUUUCUUUACAUAUACAAAGCAACAUUCUCAGAAAUUUGUAGGAAGGUUGUAUGCAAAAUAACCAUUGGACAACUGACAGCAGUGGAAAGUGUGGGUGACUGACUCACCACAGCACUGAUGCUGUUUGUGAGUAUGUGAGUGAGUGGUCAGGUUCAUUCUAGUGGGCCGGGUGAUAACACAGCACCAGAUAAGUCUGGACUCCCAUCUGCGUUCAGAAAUAGUCACCUCCCAACUGCUGGGCAUUAUUGGCUCCUGCAGGAGAAGCAGGGAGGCUGUGUGUCUGAGAGGAGACAGAGACAUGAGGGAGGGGUUGGGGGAGGGUAGCCUGCUGGGUCAAAGUGGCUGAACAUUCAGAGGUGCAAAUGUCUUGCUUUCACCUUUUUCUAAAACCACUUGUAAACCAUUCAGUUUAUUUUACCAUCAAUUUGAACAUCGUGUUCUUGGUGUCACCUUUUUGGUCAAUUAGGGAUGUGUGGUUUGCACACACAGCAAAAAGGCUGUAAAUGAUCUCACAAAACAGGCCUAUCGUGUGUACAUACCACCUAAGCAGUUUUGUUAUGCAUACAUUGAGAGAACACAACAAACGGAAUAUCUCCAUGUUCUCUCUGGAAGCUGUGCUGAGUGAUAUUCAAACCAGAAUCAACCAACCUGUCUACUGCUUCUAUGGGUUCACUUAGUCAGGAUCUUAGAGGCGGGCGCCAAAUGGGCCGGUGUUGCGUCGCCUAUGACGUCAUAACCGUAGCACGCUCAGUGGUUUCGACAGCCAAUAAAACGAGCUGAAAGCACUCUAUUCCUCGACAAUCAAACUCGUACAUAACCAAGUGAUGGUCAAGUUCAAGACUGGACAAAGAACAGGAUGUCGGUGACCAAUUCAAGAACAUAGGCGACUUUAGAGAUACCGCGAGGGACAAGAGUGUCGUCGGGUAUACUGUUUGUGGACAUACAUUCUUACUGAUCCCAUGUUAUUGGUUGAUAGUGUUCUAGGAACCCUCUGUUGACAGCACGGAACAUUGAAGAAGCCCCGCCUUGUGUUUUCCGACCAGCCUCGUCGUGAACGAGAGACCGAAAGGUGCAAAAGAGAGGGAUUUUGGUGCCACUCAUCUCAGUAAGAGGUUGUGUCAAAGCCAAUCAUGAACUGCUUUGGCUCUCCCCCAGGCGAGGACGUCCCCCCCCCACGUUCCAGACGCUCCGCAAACAACAUGGCCGCCAACUCAGCAACACCCCCCUCUGACAGGCGCUUCCUCAUCUUCUUCGACUUUGACGAGACCAUUGUGAAUGAGAGCAGUGAUGAUGUGGUGGUGCAGGCAGCCCCGGGGCAGAACCUCCCCUCCUGGCUGAAGGACACCUACCGACCGGGCCACUACAACGAGUACAUGCACCGCGUGCUGGCCUACAUGGCAGAGAAGGGCGUGACCGAGAGCGCCAUCCGCUCCGUCAUCGAGAAGAUCCCCGCCUCUCCCGGCAUGCUGGCCCUGUUCCAGUUCCUUCGCCACCGCCCCCCGCAGGACUUUGAGGUGGUUCUGGUGUCUGAUGCCAACACUUUCUUCAUCGAGUCCUGGCUCCGCCGCGUUGGGGCCCGCCAGCUCUUCGUCAAGAUCUUCACCAACCCUGCCACCUUCGACAAGUAUGGCCGGCUGGUGCUGCGCCCCUUCCACUCCCACAGCUGCCUGCGCUGCCCGGAGAACAUGUGCAAGCAGGUGAUCUUGAGGGACUAUGUGAUGCGGCGGACGCAGGAGCGUGGGCGGCCGUUCCAGAGGGUAUUCUACGUGGGCGAUGGGGCCAACGACUUCUGCCCGUCUCUGAUCCUGGGCCCCCGGGACACGGCGUUUGCCCGGCGGGACUACCCCAUGCACCGGCUGAUCACUGAAAUCCACGAGGCCAGGCCGGGGGAGUUCAAGGCUGUUACUGUGCCCUGGGCCAGUGGGGAUGAUGUGGUGGAGCGACUCAGGAGGCACGCAGAGGAGAAAUGAUGAAGCUAGGGGGUGGGAGGGGGGUACACCGCCUGCUCACACACAUACACAAAUACUCAGACACACACGGCAAAUCACAUUCCCAGAUCAAAUUCCCACAAAACCACAUACUGACACACAAUGAAAAACCACUCUACCCUCAAGAAUAGAGCAGUCAAUUGAACCGGCUUUCGAUAUAUUGCCUGCGACAGUGUCGCACUUCCGCUCAGUCCAUCUGUCUUACUCGGACUCAGCCAUAGAUAGAGCUAGAGAUACUGUAGUCUUUCAGUGCACCUCCUCACACUCUUAAAGUCAAUCAGAAACACCAACCCAGGAAAAGCAUCAACUCUGUUAUUACAGAUCUAUGCCUUAGUUGAUACCCUACCAAAUCAGGGCAGUAUUGUCAGUCAAUCUUUUAGAGGGAUUGAUCCUCUGAUGCUGGAUUGAGAGGGAAGAGGAACAAACAUCGACUGAAUAGGGUGUUCUGCAGUGAUACAUUAAGGACUGAUGUAUUACCUAUAUUCCUUUGUUGUCACUGAGCUGUAUUGGUUUAUUACAGUUAUCAAUUGCUAACAAGCGUCUGUCAAUACUGAAGCCACUUUUUCAAAACUCUUCAUACAGUCUGCAUUACCGACAUGCAUCUUGGCCAAACAGUCAAUCUCACCUCAAACCACUUCAUACAUGUCUCAAAAUGAGCUCGUUCGACCAUAACUCUGGCAACAAUUCUCACUCAGAAAGCAUACAUCGUCACUCAAAACACACUGACCUAAAACACACUUAACAGGGAGCAUUACAUAAAUGUACUUCUCUUUUGAAGUUAGAAUGAUUUUCCACAUAAAUCACUAUUUCAUUAUAGAAUAACACCUUCACUUUAUUGACUGUACUAAAGUAUGUGUAACAUGAAUCAGAAAUGCAACAAUUGGCAAGGCUAUUAAGCCUUUAUUUUUUUUUAUGUCUUCACAUAUAGUAAUUUACUUGUGAAGAAUAAAGUUGAAACAAAAAAACAAGUUCCUGAAAUUCCAGGGCUGCAAUAAUAAUAAAAUAAAAUAAAUCUAUAGUAUAAUCCCUCAUACUGUACUGUGAGGGUUCUAGUUCUCCCUCUCUCCUGCAUUUGGCCACAAGUUCUCAACAUCACAUCUUAAAUCUUCUCUGGCAAAGCAUCUUGGAAAGUGUCUUCUGGAAUGUCUAAUCCAACCCUGCCAGUCUUCGGGAGAAGUGUCUCCACACCUCGCAUUCAUGGCAUCCAGUAAGGACAUCUGGUCAUGUGGAUGGUGGUCAUAAACCUUCCACCUCCACGCAGAGUAAAACUCCUCUAUGGGGUUUAGGAAGGGGGAAUAUGGAGGCAGGAAUAGUACUGACAUCCUGGGAUGUGCAGCAAACCAGUCUGUGACUGCAGCAAAGUGGUGGAAUGCCACAUUAUCCCACACAACAACGAAGGUAGGGGAGUUUCUUGCCCUUCUCGCCGCCGCUGGCACAAGUCGAUUAUGCAGAUUCAUCCAGAAAAUAAAUGAGCCUCUGUAUUGGAGGGGCCAAUGAGUGGUUUGUGUAACAGCAAACCAUCAUUGGGCAGGGCAGUGCUGCACACAUUGAUGUUAGCUCCUCUCUGGCCUGGGACAUCCACGGUUGCUGUCUGUCCAAUCACAUUUCUUCCCCUGCGUCGUGCUUUUGCCAGAUUGAAUCCAGCUUCAUCCACAAAGAUGAAUGUAUGUGCGGUUUGCCUGGCUUCCAUCUCCCUUAAUCUUAAAUACAGUAAAUCCACAGUUUUACAGUACUUUAUAUUAUGCACAGCUGUGUCUGUAACCUGUUUGGUUAUUGGACAGACAUCUUACCGGGACAUAUUGAUACCAGAGUUCUUUCACACAUUCAGUUUCUCUCAAAUGGUACAGUGUACAACUGCUUCAUCCUUGUUUUAUGUUUCUCUAUGACUCUGGCAAUUAUCGUUGUGCUGACCGUAUUCACAUUACCAACAGUAAUAUUGUCUGCCAGCACUCUCUCCUGAAUUUCCCACAGUUUUAUUGCAUUGUUGCCAGUCACCAUGUCAACAAUGGCAAUUUACUGCACAUCUGAUAAUAUUCUGCCUCUCCUGUGGGAGGCAACCCUUGGAUCCUACUGAAAAACACAAAACAAAUCAAUAUAUUUCAAAAUGUCAGUACAUGUAAAAAUGUAAACAUACUGUAUUGUACUGUAAUAUGUAGUUCAAUUAUCAUUGAAGGAUGCACAUCUCACCUGUUCUGCAGGAAAAUGUGUACUAUUGAUGCAACUGUUGAACGCUGCAGAUUUGGUUGCAUCAUUAAACCGGCCUCUCAAAGAAAGACCAUGGUUUACAACAUGGGUAAUAAUUGUGGCCCUUAUCUAAUCAGAGACCACCGCUCUUGGUCUUCCUCUCCUUUGUCCUCCACACAUUCUCCCUCUCCCUGCCACUCUUCUUUCCCCACCAACCUGUCUUCCUUGAUCCAUGUUUCCAAACUAAAUCGUUCCGAAGCCGUCCUCUUUUGUCUGUUUGGUAACGAGACUAAAAACAGGACACGUGGGUAGGCUUUCAGCUGAAAUUGCAAUCAGCUGUGUUUGGAAUGAUUCAAUAUUCUGCUGAGAUGUUCUAUGUUUCAAUCUGGCUACUGCAGAAAUGCAUGACAUUUGCCAUCAUUCUGUUUUGAAUGUGUUUUUAACAGUUUUGGGAACAGUGUGUUAGCAUUUGAAAACAUGCUGCAAAUAUAUAGUUUUGCAGGUGGUGGAGUAUGAAUGGAUGCAUUUUGUGUGAAAGCAAUGAGAAAUGAUUCACAGUUUGGUCCACAUACACUUCUGUUUCGCUGACUGUGUGAAGAGUUUUGACAAUGUGACUUCAGUUUUGACCAAUGCAUGAUAGCAAUUGAAAAAAACUAUUAACAGUCAAACUGGGUCAGUGGGGCAGCAGAUCUGGUUAGUUAAUGUCCCGUUCUCUGACUAUAGCCCUCGCCAGUCCACCCAAUGGCAUUGUCGAUGCUAAAUGAAUGGGUGGCUAUUCCAGUGUAAUUCUUAAAUGUUAUAUUAUCAAUAAUAAAUGGUGUUUACUUGUUUAACAGUGCUCUUUGUGAAAUAGGGAAUUGAUGGCUGAUCAGGGAAAAUGUAAAUGUGAUAACAUCGCCAUCUACUGGCAGACUUACAGAUUGUAAAUGGAGGCCAGUUUAAAAGUUUUGGAAAAUAAAUUGAAAUGGAAUAGAAAAUGUACUGUACCAUAUGACAUAGCUAUAUAACUAAAUAUUGUCGUUUUUAAAACAUAUGUAUGUAUUAUUAUUAUUAUUUGUGCAUGUCUUUUUAAUUUGUACCACGUACUUGUACCUACAUGUUCCACCACCAGCAGGAAUAUAAAGCCAUGAACUAAA